AUGGCAAAGCGACUUGCAUCAGAAGCUCUCGAGGAACUUCUCGACAUCGCUUCGCCCGCCUCGAAGAGAUCGAGAAUCGGCGAGAUUAGCGACGAGAGCCCAAGCCCCGUCGAGAAUGGUAACGCGACAGGCAACGGAGCAGCCCAUGGAAAUGGUGUCGCGAACGGCGGAGAUGAAGAUUUCGAAGACGAGAUAGAGGAGAAGGCUCCCAUUCGCCAGUCGGCGCCGACAGCAGGUUAUGACGACCUGUACCUCGACACCAUCGAUCGCAAUGUACUGGAUUUCGACUUCGAAAAGCUAUGCUCAAUCUCGCUCUCCAAUAUCAAUGUCUACGCAUGCCUUGUAUGUGGAAAGUACUUUCAGGGGCGCGGGCCGAAAUCGCAUGCCUAUUUCCAUGCGCUGGACGAGGGCCAUCAUGUCUUCAUCAACAUGGAGACGCAGAAGGUGUACGUCCUACCCGAGGGCUACGAGGUCACGAGCAAGUCGCUCGACGACAUCAAGUACGUUUCGGACCCGCGAUAUACCAAGCAAGAGGUGGCAGAAUUCGAUCGCAAGCCGAGGACGAGCUGGACGCUGGCAGGCAAGGAGUACACGCCGGGUUUUGUGGGGAUGAACAACAUCAAGGAGAACGACUAUCUCAACGUCGUGGUGCAGGCUCUGUCGCAUGUGCCACCGCUGAGGAACUACUUCCUGCUCGAGGACUUCAAGUCAAGGCCAGAGCUAGCGAAGCGGACGAGCAUCCUGUUCAGGAAGAUUUGGAACCCGAGGGCGUUUAAGUCGCAUGUGUCGCCCCACGAGCUGCUUCAGGAGAUUUCAUUACGGUCUAAUAAGCGCUUCACUUUGACUGCGCAGUCUGACCCUGUUGAAUUCCUGAGCUGGUUCCUCAACAAUCUCCACUUAUCACUGGGCGGAAGUAAGACAAAACCGGGAAGCAGCAUGGUGCAGAGGGUAUUCCAAGGGAAAUUGAAGGUGGAAUCCCAAGCGAUCACAGCAAAGGCAGACGUGGGGGAUCGAUUACGCUUCGAAGAGGCUGCAGAGGUGAAGGUCGAGAUCAACCGCUUCCUCCUGCUGACCCUGGAUCUGCCUCCGGCGCCCCUGUUCCAAGACGAGCUAGAGCGGAACAUCAUCCCCCAGGUCCCUCUCACCACCAUUUUAUCAAAGUAUGACGGCGUGUCGGCGCAGGACCACCUGGCUCAGAGGAAACGUUACCGACUCAUGCACCCCUUGCCGCCAUAUCUCAUACUGCAUGUCAAGCGAUUUAGUCAGAACAAGUUCGUGUCGGAGCGCAACCCCACCAUCGUCACUUUCGACGCGCGGAACCUGGACGUGUCGCCGUACGUCGAGCCAGACCCCAGCGCUCAUCCGCCCGGGGAGCCAAUCUGGUAUGAUCUAGUAGCCAACGUCGUACACGAGGCUGUCAGGGCCAAGGAGGACGUGGCAGACACGGGUGAGGAGAGGAAGACGUGGAAGGUGCAGCUACACGACCGCGCGAGGGAUGAGUGGGUUAUUUGCCAGGACCUGUUCGUGGACAAGAUCCAGAACGAGCUCCUCUAUCUGGGCGAGACCUAUCUGCAGGUCUGGGAGAGGAGGAGAGAUACAAAAGGAAAGGGAAGGGCAUAG
This is a messenger RNA of Phaeoacremonium minimum UCRPA7, 1620 nucleotides long. Its product is annotated as putative u4 tri-snrnp-associated protein. Gene Ontology annotation, molecular function: cysteine-type deubiquitinase activity; zinc ion binding. Bases 1 to 1620 code for a protein of 539 amino acids. The record is from RefSeq and is a predicted model, not a curated record. Gene Ontology annotation, biological process: spliceosomal complex assembly; mRNA processing; protein deubiquitination. The transcript has a single exon. Lineage: Eukaryota; Fungi; Ascomycota; Sordariomycetes; Togniniales; Togniniaceae.